AUGGAGAACUACCAAAAGUUGGAAAAGAUUGGUGAAGGCACCUACGGUGUCGUCUACAAGGCCCGAGACCUCGCCAACAACGGUCGCAUCGUCGCCCUCAAGAAGAUCCGCCUCGAGGCUGAGGAUGAAGGAGUCCCCAGCACCGCCAUCCGCGAGAUCUCCCUGCUCAAGGAGAUGCGAGAUCCCAACAUUGUUCGUCUCUUUAACAUCGUGCACGCCGAUGGCCACAAGCUAUAUCUCGUCUUCGAGUUCCUCGACCUCGACCUCAAGAAGUACAUGGAGGCUCUUCCUGUGAGCGAUGGUGGUCGAGGCAAGGCCCUGCCCGAGGGCUCUUCGCCGCAUCUGAUGCAGCUCGGCCUUGGCGAUCAAGUCGUCCGCAAGUUCAUGCUCCAGCUUUGCGAUGGCGUCAAGUACUGCCACUCCCACCGCAUCCUGCACCGCGAUCUCAAGCCCCAGAACCUCCUCAUCGACAAGGAGGGCAACCUCAAGCUCGCCGAUUUCGGUCUUGCCCGCGCCUUUGGUGUUCCGCUGCGCACAUACACCCACGAGGUCGUCACCCUGUGGUACCGAGCCCCCGAGAUUCUCCUGGGUGGACGUCAGUACUCGACUGGCGUCGACAUGUGGUCCGUCGGUUGCAUCUUUGCCGAGAUGUGCACACGAAAGCCCCUCUUCCCUGGUGACUCGGAGAUUGACGAGAUCUUCAAGAUCUUCCGGACGCUUGGAACACCCUCGGAGGAAGUCUGGCCCGGUGUCACAUCGUACCCCGACUUCAAGUCAUCUUUCCCCAAGUGGCAGCGUGACUACAACAAUGUCCUCUGCCACAGCCUUGACCACGCCGGCCUCGAGCUUCUCGAGAUGAUGCUCGUCUACGACCCUGCCGGACGCAUCUCGGCCAAGGCAGCUUGCAACCACCCUUACUUUGAGGAGUACAUAGAGCAAGAGCAGCAUGCGUCCAAUCAGUCGAAUGGGUACUAUCACUAG
Messenger RNA from Fusarium keratoplasticum, 981 nucleotides. Its product is annotated as Cyclin-dependent kinase 1. Lineage: Eukaryota; Fungi; Ascomycota; Sordariomycetes; Hypocreales; Nectriaceae. The record is from RefSeq and is a predicted model, not a curated record. Gene Ontology annotation, cellular component: cytoplasm; nucleus; cyclin-dependent protein kinase holoenzyme complex. The transcript is spliced from 3 exons. The coding region runs from base 1 to 981 and encodes 326 amino acids. Gene Ontology annotation, molecular function: cyclin-dependent protein serine/threonine kinase activity; ATP binding; cyclin binding. Gene Ontology annotation, biological process: G1/S transition of mitotic cell cycle; regulation of G2/M transition of mitotic cell cycle; signal transduction.